Molecule: messenger RNA, 1761 nt
Organism: Tachysurus fulvidraco (yellow catfish)
Lineage: Eukaryota; Metazoa; Chordata; Actinopteri; Siluriformes; Bagridae
Gene: plin2
Product: perilipin 2
Exons: 8
Coding region: 135-1394 (419 amino acids)
Biological process (GO): lipid storage; positive regulation of triglyceride storage
Cellular component (GO): lipid droplet; cytosol
Source: RefSeq, a predicted model, not a curated record
UCACGGUCUCGCGAGAUGCUGGUCUGCGACUAUAAAAGCGAGAUAAGAUCCUCAUUCUGAAAAGUUUACUCAUCGCAGCUGACAGGAAACUGAGUUUGUCGUCCGGAUUUAAAGACAGAAAUACUGUGAGAAACAUGCCUCCUGUGGAAAUAAUGAAUGAGAAUGUGGUUACUCGAGUAGCCAAGCUCCCACUGGUGAGCUCCACCUAUGGCAUGGUGUCAAGCUUGUACAGUAGCACCAAAGACAACCAUCCAACCAUCAAGUCUGUGUGCGAGGCAGCAGAAAUGGGUGUAAAAAUGAUCACUUCAGCUGCCUUCACCAGCGCCUCGCCAAUUAUCGGCAAGCUGGAACCUCAAAUCUGUCUGGCUAACGAUCUUGCCUGUAAGAGUCUGGAUAAAAUUGAGAAGACUCUGCCAAUCCUUCAACAGCCUUCUGGACAGCUUGUAAGCAGUGCUAAAGAUCAGGUCACCGAAACCGUGAAUGGGGCCAAGGAGACCAUGUCUAAUGUGAUGGUCCGCACCAGAGGAGUAGUGCAGGAGAGUGUGGAGAAGACAAAGCUGGUUGUCACUGGUGGUGUCCACACAGUGAUGGAGAGCAAAGUGGCAAAGCUAGUGAGCAGUGGUGUGUACAAUGCUCUGAGCACUUCUGAGAUUCUGGUAGAGCGUUAUCUGCCUGCACCUGAGGACAGCCAAGAACAAAAGAUUAAUAUGACCACAGGUUUCGCGGAUCAGACCGAUGAACCCAGCUACUACGUGCGACUGGGCUCAAUCUCUACCAAGCUGCGACAGAGGGUCUACCAGAAAGCUAUCAGCAAGGUUUAUGAUGCCAAGAAGAACAGCCAAGAGUCCAUUUCGAAGUUAAACCACACCAUGGAUCUGAUUGAGUACACAAGAAAGAACAUUGAUGGUGCCAACCAGAAGGUCACUGAAAAACUGAACGUGUUAAUGGGUUGGAAGUCUACAUCUCUGAGUGACUGUGACACAGAAAACAAGGCAGAGCUAAUUGAGUCUCGGACCUUGGCCGUCGCUCGCAACAUGACGCAGCAGCUACAGACGACUUGUUUGACCCUCGUGUCCAACCUCCAGGGCCUGCCACAAAACAUCCAAGAGCAAACACUGUCCAUUGGCCACAUGGCCAUGGAUGUCUACACCAGGUUCAACAGUGCUGCAGCUCUAAGCGACCUGUCCGACACAGUGCUCAUAAACACUCGUGUUCAGCUGAAACGCAUGAGAGAUUCUAUUGACAAUGUGAUGGAUUAUUUGGUUAACAACACACCACUCAACUGGCUGGUUGGCCCUUUUUAUCCUCACACAGAACCGACUAGCAAACCAAGGAGCCAGUCCAGUGAGGAGAGCAGUGUUCACCCUGAAGUGGAAAUGCAGUUAAUAGAUUAAGAACAUUAGUUUGCCAACACUAGGUCUAGGCAAUUUCCUCUGAAUUUCUGAUGACCUUUUGUUUUAGCUGAUGUUUGUUCUUGUCUUGAUGCUGAUAAUGUACAUUCUUUACAAUAAAAUACUACUCAUUCUAUCCCUCCAUCUACUAUCUCUAUCAGUACUAUUCAAUCUAUCACUAUCACUCUUCUACCCAAGAAAUAAACAAUUUGCAGUAUUUAUACCGUCAAUUAAUCCAUCAGACAAGUUUAACCUAAGACAGUUAACAAAUGAGAUUUGUUGCAUAAUCAACAUAACCAUGAAGUCCUUUCUUGUGAACCGUAUUGUUUUUGUACUGUCUUUUUAAUAAAAUCAUAAUCCUUUAAACCAU